This is a messenger RNA of Chrysoperla carnea, 1880 nucleotides long. It is a transcript of the gene hth, whose product is annotated as homeobox protein homothorax. Lineage: Eukaryota; Metazoa; Arthropoda; Insecta; Neuroptera; Chrysopidae. The coding region runs from base 267 to 1769 and encodes 500 amino acids. Gene Ontology annotation, molecular function: RNA polymerase II cis-regulatory region sequence-specific DNA binding; DNA-binding transcription activator activity, RNA polymerase II-specific. The transcript has 15 exons. The record is from RefSeq and is a predicted model, not a curated record. Gene Ontology annotation, biological process: brain development; animal organ morphogenesis; positive regulation of transcription by RNA polymerase II.
UUUUAUCAACAUUUCGCGGAGUGUGAAAAAAAAAGUAGUAAUAACUAUUCGUAUUUUGUGAACUUAAAUUUUCUAAAAAAAAUAAUAAGAAAUUCUUUUGUUUUUGUUUUAUUUUUUUAAGUGUUAUAUGUUAUUUAAGUGCUGUGACAUCUUUAAAAUUUAUUAAUUUUUAUUUGUAUUUUUUGUGUUUUAAAGUGUGAAGGUUUUUGUGUGAUUUAGUUAAAGUGGCCCAACACGCUGAAUACCCGAAUCCGGGUCGAGCUUUCAUGGCUCAACCAAGGUACGAUGAUGGAAUACACCCGGGAUACAUGGACUCAGGGUCAGGAGGUGGCGGUGCUGGAUCUGGUGGCGGUACAGGCAUGUACGAUCCACAUAGAGUCGCGGCAGCUGCGGCUGCAGCCGCACACCAUUCCCCACACAUGAAUCAUGCGGCAGCUGUAGCCGCUGCAGCAAUGCAUCCAGCAGCAUAUCAUGCUAGUGUUGCGGCGGCUAAUCAUGUGAGUCCUGCUGCAUUAACCGCUAAUCAUGUUAUGGGCCCUGGAGUACCGGAUGUUCACAAACGGGAUAAGGACGCUAUUUAUGGACAUCCGCUGUUUCCAUUACUUGCACUUAUAUUUGAAAAGUGUGAGUUAGCGACGUGUACACCUCGUGAACCGGGUGUAGCCGGUGGUGAUGUAUGUUCCUCAGAGUCAUUCAACGAGGAUAUAGCAGUCUUCUCAAAACAGAUACGUCAAGAAAAACCAUAUUAUAUAGCUGAUCCCGAAGUCGAUUCACUAAUGGUACAAGCGAUACAAGUUUUACGGUUUCAUCUCCUGGAAUUAGAAAAAGUACAUGAAUUAUGUGAUAAUUUCUGUCAUCGAUAUAUCAGUUGCUUAAAAGGUAAAAUGCCAAUUGAUUUAGUGAUCGAUGAACGGGAUACAUCAAAACCACCAGAAUUGGGUGGAUCAACAAAUGGUGAUGGUACUGGAACAAGAAGUAACGCUGAUUCAACGUCACAUACAGAUGGAGCAUCAACACCGGAUGUUCGACCUCCAUCAUCGUCAUUAUCGUAUGGUGGUCCCGGUGUAAAUGAUGAUGUACGAAGUCCGGGAUCUGGUGGUACACCAGGUCCUUUAUCACAAGCUCCCGCCUCACAACAAAGUCUCGAUAACUCGGAUCCUGAUGCAAUGGGUAAAUGGUGUCCGAGACGAGAAUGGUCUACUCCACCUGAUGCGCGAGCGGCAAGUGACGCAGCACGAAGGGGUGUCCUUUAUUCCUCCGUCUUCCUAGGCAGUCCUGGUCAUACUAAUGGGCUGGAUUAUAGAAAUCAUUCAAUUACAAGUGACGCAAGUAAUGCGAGUAUCGGUAGUGGUGAGGGUACGGGUGAAGAAGAUGAUGACACAAAUGGUAAAAAAAAUCAAAAGAAACGGGGGAUUUUCCCAAAAGUAGCAACAAAUAUACUCAGGGCGUGGCUAUUUCAGCAUCUAACGCAUCCGUACCCUUCAGAAGAUCAGAAAAAACAAUUAGCACAAGAUACAGGUCUUACAAUAUUACAAGUAAAUAAUUGGUUUAUUAAUGCGAGACGUCGAAUUGUACAACCAAUGAUAGACCAAUCGAAUAGAGCUGUAUUUUCUCCUCAUGCAGGUCCCAGUGGUGCAUAUAGUCCUGAUGGUUCAAUGGGUUACAUGAUGGAUGGACAAGCACAAAUGAUGCACAGGCCACCCGGUGAUCCCACAUUUCACAAUCAGUAUGCGCAUUACCCCGCCGAGUAUUAUGGACAUCAUCUGUAGUGGUAAAGAAGAAAUUCAUAUGGCCAAAAAAAUCAUAAUAAAAACAUAUAUUAAAAUAAUUAUAAUGGCCAAGUGGGCAUUCUAGUAUACUCAAUGUAAAAUAAAUUUCGA